AUGAUUCAACAGACAGUAUUCUUCUUGUAUUGGUUUUCUCUUAAGUGUUUCAAUCGUAAUAUGAGGCAAAAACAGUUUCAUGAUUCAUCAGCAAGCUGCAAGAAAUUGGCUUAUUUGACAGCUCCAGCUUCUCUCCGAUAUGCAAGACAAGACGCCAAAGAAUGGCAAGAUGCAGAAGAGUACACCCACCGUUUAUCAUCAAAACCUGACAGAGUAACGUCACAAGAACCAACAGCUAAUCUCUGGACAACACCCCCUAUUGGUUGGACGAAAUGCAACUAUGACGGCACUUACCACAGCAACGCUCCGAGUAAAGCGGGUUGGCUCUUACGGGAUGAUCGAGGAACCUUUCUAGGUGCAGCUCAUGCUAUAGGCUCUAUUACUACCAAUCCGAUGGAAAGUGAACUCCAAGCUUUAGUCAUGGCCAUGCAACAUUGUUGGAGUAGGGGCUAUAGGAAAAUUUACUUUGAAGGUGACAAUAAAGAAGUCUCAGAGAUUGUCAAUGGUCGGUCUUCAAAUUUUGCAGUUUUUAAUUGGAUAAGAGAUAUAAGCGCUUGGAGAUCAAAAUUUGAAGAAUGCAAGUUUACUUGGACAAGGCGAUUUUCAAACAUGGCUGCAGAUGCUCUGGCAAAACAACAACUUCCUUUGAACACUCAGUUUUAUUGCUAUAACUAUAUCCCGUUUAGAGAUCGUGAAACGCAAGAAAACAGAGAGACAAACGGUGGCGAGAUCAUUGAUGGUGUGAUCACCGAGUUACAGUUCCGACGGUUCUGA
This is a messenger RNA of Arabidopsis thaliana (thale cress), 774 nucleotides long. RefSeq names its product Polynucleotidyl transferase, ribonuclease H-like superfamily protein. The coding region runs from base 1 to 774 and encodes 257 amino acids. NCBI's taxonomy places the organism in Eukaryota, Viridiplantae, Streptophyta, Magnoliopsida, Brassicales, Brassicaceae. The transcript has 3 exons. Gene Ontology annotation, molecular function: nucleic acid binding; RNA-DNA hybrid ribonuclease activity. The record is from RefSeq and is marked reviewed.